AUGUCUACAGAAAACUUACCAUGGGUGGAAAAAUAUAGACCACAGUGUCUAGAUGACGUUUAUGGUCAAGGUGAGACAGUUUCCACAAUCCGUCGUUUUGCAUCUGAAGGUAGAAUUCCUCAUCUUCUUUUUUAUGGACCACCAGGUAGUGGUAAGACAUCUACGAUCAUAGCAUUGGCAAAAGAACUAUACGGUAAAAACUACCGGAACAUGGUCUUGGAACUGAAUGCCAGUGAUGAUAGGGGUAUUGACGUGGUUAGAGAUCAAAUUAAAAAUUUUGCAAGCACAAGGCAGAUUUUUACAACAGGGUUUAAAUUGAUUAUAUUAGACGAAGCCGAUGCAAUGACAAACGUUGCACAAAAUGCGCUUCGUAGAGUGAUUGAAAAGUUUACGAAAAACACCAGAUUUUGUAUAUUGGCUAAUUACUCAAACAAGCUAAAUCCUGCAUUGUUAUCUCGUUGUACUAAGUUUAGAUUUUCUCCAUUAUCAGACGACGCAGUAUUGAGUCGAAUUGAAAUGGUAGCUAAGUUGGAGAAACUAAAUUUGGCAGAUGAUGCCAAGCAUUCACUUGUUCGUCUAAGCCGUGGUGAUAUGCGUAAAGCUCUAAAUGUUAUGCAAUCAUGUAAAUCCUCAUUAAGCAACCCAGAAGACCAAGUUGACGCAGAUAUGAUUUAUGACUGUAUAGGUGCACCAAAACCAAGAUCAAUUGAAUUAAUAUUUGAUGCAAUAAUCAAAAAUGAUUGGUCUGAUGCUUAUUCAACCAUGACUAAAAUAAGAAACAUUGAAGGUUUGGCACUGAUUGAUUUGAUAUCUGCAUUUGUCGAAAUUAUUGACAGAUAUGAUUUGAAACCUCAAACAAGGGCACAGUUGUUAACAGGAUUAUCCGAUAUCGAAUAUGGCAUUUCUAGAGGGGGUAAUACCAAAAUUCAAUCUACCGCCUUGAUAGGUUGUAUAAAAAACGCCCUAGAGUAUGAAGCUUAA
This is a messenger RNA of Pichia kudriavzevii, 981 nucleotides long. RefSeq lists its product as uncharacterized. The transcript has a single exon. The record is from RefSeq and is a predicted model, not a curated record. Lineage: Eukaryota; Fungi; Ascomycota; Pichiomycetes; Pichiales; Pichiaceae. Gene Ontology annotation, biological process: DNA repair; DNA-templated DNA replication. Gene Ontology annotation, molecular function: DNA clamp loader activity; DNA binding; ATP binding. Gene Ontology annotation, cellular component: Rad17 RFC-like complex; Ctf18 RFC-like complex; DNA replication factor C complex. The coding region runs from base 1 to 981 and encodes 326 amino acids.